AUAUGGAGCAUUUUUAUCUUAUGGGAAAUUUUGUUUAGGUUAGGGCGAUGGAUCUUGUUCAUUUGGAAUCAUUACUGUGUGAUUCAUAAUAAGUUUUUUCAUAACAAAACGGAGUAACAGGGAAAAAGUGUUUUUUGGGUUUAUCAGGUCGCGAUUUAUUGCCGAUAUCGUCAGGACACGGUAGUAUUGAUUGUAGAAUAGUUGUUGAAGGAGAAUUAGAGUAAAUUGAGACCAUGAAUGCGAGCUAAUGCGACAACAACGACUGAUUUAACGUCAUCGAUUGUCAUUUCUAUUUGAAUUGAUGAUUAUCAGUGCUCGAUGAUUCUGAAUACACGUGAAACAUGAUACUAAAGAAUUCGCUUCGUUAUCUCUAGAGUCAGAUGUCAUGUGGUAACACGUUAACCUGAAACAAAUAGGGUACAAUGAACAGUUGAUUACGACAAUGGAUGAGGAGAACUUGGUGAGGUGUCGUCGUGUGUCUGUUGUACUGACGCCGUUGAAAAGCUCGGAGAUAAAUAAAUGGAGGCCUCAAAAAAAAUCAGUGAAAAAACGGAGGAAUCGGUGGCAGAAUGGGAGUUACAGAAAGCCAAGAAAAUCAUCUAGAAAACUGUCAGUGUCUUCGUCGAAUGUCGAUGAGAAUCGCUCUGAAACGAGAACACCAUCCAGUAUCGCUGAUAGUAUUAGAGACAUCAGGACAGAUGACACGAGAGAUGUCGGUCUUCCCAUCGAGAGUAAUGAGCCCUUUCCUCUGUGGAAGUUCAAGAGAAAACGACCCAGUGAAUGCUCUGAAUCUGAGGGUGAGGAACCAGUCAACAAGAGGCUGUCCACUGAUCAAGAUUCGAAUAUCAAGUCCACAGAACUCAAGAUCAAUCUUCCGAGGCUGUCAGUCACACCAACAGCUGGUGAAGAUCAGUUUGAGGAUGAAGACAGUGAUAUCGAUGUAGACAGUGUCCAGGAUGCAGCGAGUUUGAUAAUGGACAGCUGUGAGGACACCACGGAUAGAGUUCCAGGGUAUUCUGGAGUUGAGGAGGAGAUUUCACCCUUGAGGCCUGAAGGAGAGGAUUCUGAUGAUGAGGAGUUUGAGAAUGCUGACCCACCUGCUGAUCCUAGCCCAGAUCCAGAGAGUAUGAAAGGGGAUCCCUCGGACGAUGAAAAUGAAUCUGAUAACGACGAGGACUUGACCGAUCUCUGUCUUAUGAAGGAGCCAACAGUUCUAGUGACCAAGCUGGAGGAUGUGAUAGAGUCCUUGGAGAAUAACUACUCGUUUCCAGAUAAGAAGUAUCUGUCAGAGAGACAUCUCGAUAUUAUCAGGGCCUUUAAAUAUCAAGCUGAUUCUGAAGACUCGUCUUAUUAUCUUGUUAUGUCCCCUGACACUGAGACCACAGUGUCCAAGGAUGGAAGUAAUUAUGAGUAUGAGGAAGAUGAUGAGGAGGAUGAGGAUGACGAGGAGUAUGAGGAGGAUGAGGAGGAAGACGAAGAAGACGAAGAGGAAGAGGAGGAGGAGCAGGAAGAGAAUAUCAAUGACGAUGAAGAUGACGAGAUAUUCACUGCGAGUCUGUUUGGUGGGAGGAGGAGAAACAGGAGGAGAAUAUCAAGUGAAGGGAGCUCUUGCUCUGAUAUCGAUCCACUCCAUGCUGAGGGUGAAAACCAGACGGAGAAGUUGGACACUGGGACAGAAGAGCCACAAGCACAGGAGGAUGAAAUUCCAGAGCUGGAACUGCCUAGCAAUAUUUCUUCGACUUCCUCACCUCGUACACCUACCCAACUAGCCAAUGAUGCUGCAGAUACCUCAAUUUCCCCAGAGACUCUCCUCAUGCAUCCUCUCUCCUGCGAAGAAUGCCAGGAGACAUUUGAAACAGCAGAGGGGGUAUUGAGCCACACGUGUGCUCCCGCAGACUGUAAAAAAACCAAGUCCAAAAAUAAAGCACAAAAGCAGAAGAAAAGGAUUGCGCCCAAAUCCACGAGUCUUGACUGCACCCUCUGCUCGCAAACAUUUGAAAACCACGAACUCCUGGGUCCCCACCUUCUCAGCCACACCCCGAGGGAGCACGAGGCGGCAUUCAAAGCCGCUAAACGUCAAUCUCGAAAGGCUGGGCCUCGACCUGAUGUCGAAGUCGUGAGCUCACCCGAUUCAGAUCAAGAGGAGUCCACAGAGGUCCAGAGGGCUGAUUCAAUCCAGGCAGGUAUUGCCAUUAUGAAUGAAAAAUCUAAGGGUAAGGCGAGUAAGAUUGCAAUUCCAGUUGCCAUUUGUCCCUGUCACGUUGACGAUUUGAAACCGACUGAUCUCACUGUGCAAAUUGAAAUGGUUCUCUUCUGCGAAAUCUGUCAGGUUUUAUUUAGGAGGAAUGAGUGUUUCGAGAUGCAUUACAGGACUAAUGCAGAGUGUAAUAAAGACAGGAGAAAGGGUAGAUCGCCUAGAUUAUUCUGCAUCACUUGCCGAGUCGUUCUGAGCAAUCUCUCUGACAUGAGGAAACACUUGGAAAAGCAUGUUAGUAUAAAUCGACAUGGCACUGUCACUUUUGUCUGCAAUAUCUGCAGAGUUGUUUUCUUUGGGGUGGGCACUGUCUUUUGUACACACUGGUUCAAUCACGAGAAGGAUCCCAUGUUCGUUGCGAGUAGAUACUCCUUUCCCAAAUUAUGUAUCUCGAAUCGAGGGAAAAAUCCCAUUGGAAAACAGCCUGGUGAGCAAUAUUUUUUCGUGGCUGAAUAUGUCUGCAGAUCGUGCAAGCAGCAAUUUUCGUCUGAUAGCGAUCUUUUGAAUCACAUGAAGGAUUGCAAAGGGGAGGAGAAGCAAUCUAGCUCUCUAAAAGAAAUUCCUAAGGAGCCUGUCAAGAAACCAUUGACACCUCCUUCUCCAGCUCCACCUACCUCUUCAGCUUCUCCAGCUAAUGCACCAAUUCGAGAAUCUCCCAGGAAGGCUAUGCACCGGAUAAAAAUCAAUGUGUUAACGAAAUCUCAGAUGCUAGGUGCAACGUCUCAAUUACCUCGUUCUCGAGGCAAACUAGCAUUAUUCCGACCUGCCCAGCCUCGACCUGCUCCACAAGCAACUUCUCCACGAGCACCUGCUUCACCUCAAACACGCUUACCUCUACUUCGUCCCAAGACGAUACACAUGGAAAAAUAUACAGACGACGCCUCCAUGUUCUACAUCAAAAAGUGGAUAUGUGACAUCUGCGAGGGAAUAUUCCCCACGAGAAAAGCUCUCAUGGAGGAGCAUGUGGCGAUUCACUUCGACGGUACAAUCGCCCUGGAGAAGUUCAAUAAAUCAGUGCAGAGAGUCUAUACUUGCACUCUCUGUCGAUCGGAGUUCCCCACCGCCGAGGCGCACAGCUCUCACUGGCUAGAUCACCACGUGCAGCAGAAAUACUGGUGUUCUGCCUGCACGGACUCAUACUUUGACCUGAGAACAUUUAUGAGGCACGUGGUUGUGCUGUGUCAAAAGCAGCAUCCGACCUGCAGGGUCUCCUUCAUGACGAAGGAGAUAUGCAGACUCUGUAACGUUGCCUUCAACAAUUCUGGUGAAUUUGCUAAGCACAAUAUCGAUUAUCACGCUGUCAACAGGAUCGUGGCGACGAGGGUAGAGGAAAAUCCUGUGGUGACAAUGACUGAGGUGUCUCCAGGCAGUAAAGACCAACCAGGAACGUCGACGAAGGAUAUAAAUGCUCUCGUGACCAGACAAUAUUCUUCAAUUGCUCCGAAGAAACCUUUGGGACAACAAUCUCUGAUUUUCUCACCAGCUGGUAAUCCCCAGGCUUCAGGACUCGUUCUGUGUGUUCAGUCUCAGGGUAACAACGAAGGAGCGACAAGUCAACAGGCGAAUCGACCGGUUGUCAUUAAUAUCGCUCUUCCGAAUGUUAAUAAUUCGGAGAAGGUAGUGUCACCACCGAAGGUGAGGGCUCUGGAGGAUCCCACUGUCCAGGUGGUUCUCACUCAGUCAAAACUUUCAGAGUCCACUCUCUCUGCCUCUCUUGUCGCUAAUUUGAUACCCGUAAAAACCAUGGAAACCACCAGGGGACAGAACUCCUCGACCUUCGCCGUGACGAUGAGGGAUACCACCGCCACUGGAGGUUCUGUCACUGAAAAGAACUCUGUCCUACCUGAACAGACAAUCUCCAGUGAAGCCAUCAAUUCCCUCAUUCAGAAUCAAAAUUUAAUCCACGAAGCAACAGAUCACAACGAAAUUUCUUCACGUGAUAGUCAAGAGAGUACUCUCGCCGUUGAGGAUAUGCCAGAGAAUAGUACAACUAGUAAUAGUGAUGACGUGCAGAUACUUCAGGUGACGCAGAGUCCCCAGAAAUCGACAACUGCCAGAAGUGAUAAAACGGCAAUUUCCCCAGAGAAAUCCUCAUCAGUUCCACAAGCACCGGCUGUGGACAGUGACAUUGAGAUUCUCUCGGAGACAUCAGCCCAGGAAGAGCGGGAUAAAAAUAGCACAGCUGAAGAAACACCAUCCGAAUCAGUAGAAAAAACAGUGAAUCCGGACUUGUGCCCGGAGAACAGUGCAGAAAUGACUCUGCUGAAGAAUGUUCACUCAAAACCCCGGGGAUUUCUCCGUGUGAAAAACUUGUCUGAAUUGCAGGACGAGAAUAAAAAUGGUAACGAGACACGAGUGAAUAAUAAAGGAGGUAACACGUUGACUGAGCACUUAAUGGCGCACUUGAAGAAAGCCAAGAGCCCUACAAAGCCGAGUGCAUCAGCUAAUGGAAUAAAUAGCGACGAGAGUGGUGGAUCAGCGAGUUCUCCCCAUGUACCUGGGCGAAGAAUUCUGCCGAAUAUACCACAGAGGGGUCAGGGAAGUGGGGCCAGGAAGGCAACACCCUUGACAGCUAAACAGGAUCACUCAGGUGGUGUUGCAAAACCCAUGAACCGAGUUACACCGAUUCCAGGAUCGAAUGCUGGUAUGGGCAUGAGUUCUCAUUACAGCAGGCCCCACAAUUCUCAGUUCUAUGGAAAUGUCGAACAACCUGACAACACACAGAAUACAUACGUAUGUCCUAUUUGUCCACACAACUAUCAUAAAACUCUUUUUAAUUUUCUCACUCAUUUAAGUAAGCACCAAAAUUUGCCACUUGAUGUUGAAGCUCUUGUGUACAGUUUGCUUAAUGAGAAAUUCCCAUCCAAUAAGCAGGGACAUGUGCAGGGACAAGUGGCGAACAAGUACAAUUGUCUAGUGUGUUCGAGAUUCGAGACUAAUUCCCCUGGGCUAUUUCGGAAGCACUUUGCAACGCAUUCGCAGCCUAUGGUGAGCUCAGCUAUUCAGAAUUUCAUUUACGCUUAUAGACAGCGUUUAGCGGCACAUAUCAACUCCAUAUAUGGACACUUCCAGUAUCAGAAUCAUCAGAAUCGUCAGGUGGGAGCUGCUACCACUCCUGGCAUCUCCAUUGGUCAACAGCUUUACAGGUGCAGUUUGUGCGCCAAUUACCAGUUCUCGACCUAUCAGGAACUUGAGGAACACGCUCAGACGAUGCAUGCCAAUUUUUUUAAUGUCACUGAGAGGUCUGUGUGUCCUCUGUGCUCCAGUAUUUUUGACAGCACUCAGGCACUCAAGGAACAUCAGGAGAUCCAUCAUACUUUCCUCUGCACCAUCUGCAUGCAGAAAUUUCCCAAUGGAUUCGAGCUUGGCAACCACUAUGAUCUCCAUCGAAACGGACAAAUUGGCAAUUCGUAGAUAAAAAGAAGAUGAACAUUCACUCUUCUUUCUGGAGCCCUGAUGUAUUAUUUCAACAACUUCUCGAUUACACGUUUAUUUUCUUUCAUUUACCCAAAUUUAUUUUUGUUAGACGAGAGGAGGAAAUUUCAGUCUUUUUUUUUCGGUUUUUUAAAUUGAUUUCAAGCUUUAAUUUAAGGUUUAUUAGAGGUAAGAGGUGGACUAAUCGUGGAUUGGAGAGGAGAGGUAAUUGUGACAACGAGAUUCAUAACUUGGUAUACGAUUUUAUUAACUCUGCUACUUCUUCUGACAUAGUACAUACUUUGAGCAUUCGUACAAUCUUAUGAUAAAGAUAAACAAUAGUACGGUGAGAAGAUACCUGAUGGAGAAAAUAAUAUAUUAGGUGUUGAAAUGUUGUAGUCACAUGCAUAUUUUAAAUGAUCAACAGUCCUCUUCAUUGGCACGAGAAAUUGUGGAAAAGUAGAAACGAAUACGAACACAAUGUUCCUUGAAAGCGCUUGGGAUUGUCUAUAUUACUUAUCACUUAUUUAUAUCUAGAGUUUGAAGUGAGCACUCACUGUUUAAUGAACCAUUUAUCAUUUCGAUUCAUCUUCCAAUAUUACAAAUUAAUGUUAAUGUUUGAUUCUUCUUAUUAUUCAUACACAUCUACGUUUUGGCACAUUAUUCACAAUAAAAUGGCCGUGUUAGGGCUCAUUAUUACAAGCGAGAACGAAAUAUUUAAUGAGGUACCUAUUUUUCAUGUACCCACUGUUGCAGAUUGACAGAUCAGUGCGAAAGUAUUUCACGUGUUUACGAGUGUUUGGAAAAGGUCACUUAAACUACUGUAAGAUUUAUGGAGUAGAUUAAUCUUUGUAUAAUGCCCUAGAGCGCUGUCUCCGAACCAUGUCUUCAAGUGAUCAAAUAUGUUCUUUUUUUAAAUGAAUAAUUAAAUAAAGUCAAUCAAAUUUA
Molecule: messenger RNA, 6616 nt
Organism: Fopius arisanus
Lineage: Eukaryota; Metazoa; Arthropoda; Insecta; Hymenoptera; Braconidae
Product: Zinc finger protein 521
Exons: 3
Coding region: 443-5668 (1741 amino acids)
Biological process (GO): regulation of transcription by RNA polymerase II
Cellular component (GO): chromosome
Molecular function (GO): chromatin insulator sequence binding
Source: RefSeq, a predicted model, not a curated record